AUGUUCCGUAAUUGUAACAAUUAUGACUCGAUUGGUCGUCGCAUUUCACAGAUUUCAGAAGAUGAAGCUGUUUACGAUGAGGUUUCUGAAAAAUCCGAGCUUCCAUCAUUUUUAAACGAUGCAAAUGAAGAUGUUAUCAAGAAGUUCUUGAAGGUUUGGAAUGAUCAAGAUAUCCCAUCUGAAAGCUUACGUCAAGAAAUGAUUCACUUAUUGGCUGUAUCAUUACUGACUACCAAACAACUUACGGCGUAUAAUCAUUACAUGGGAGAACGUCGACACUGUCAGCAAGAGUUGCUAUUAGAAAUACGCCGAAUGUCAGUUGCAGCACAAAAAGCUCUGAGUAUUCUUUUGUACGCAGAGAUUGAAGAGCAGUACAAACUUGCGAAGAAUUUUCCAUCCAGCAUUCGUCGAGAACUACGGAACUUCGCUCGGCGAAGAUUGGCGAAAAAUACUUGA
This is a messenger RNA of Thelazia callipaeda (thelaziosis nematode), 456 nucleotides long. NCBI's taxonomy places the organism in Eukaryota, Metazoa, Nematoda, Chromadorea, Rhabditida, Thelaziidae. The record is from the annotation of a GenBank genome assembly.